AUGGGAGCUCAGCAAGUGCUGCUCUGCAACGACAAUGUGGGAUUGAGGUUGAGUCUGAAAAAGGAGAUCCAGGAUCUAGUGACCUUGAACCGGUUGGAUAAGAUCCUGGUAGUGAGGAUAGAAGACGAGAUCACACAGAUAUCUGCUGUAACGACCCGAUCUAAGGCUAAAUCUGGUGUGCGUAUUGGGUCUGAUCCAGAUUCACUGGGUGAGGACGUUGUGAGAGAAUUGCGGAUUGAGCGGAUCCGGCAAGCGCAGGACGAGGAGUCGUGGAUCUCCGGCCUAAAAAAAUAUUUGGUUGAAGAAAUCCGGGAUCUGACACAAGAGGAUGCUAAAGUGUUUGGAUCUAUCACAAUGAAUUAUGAAGUGGAUCAGUCGGAUCUACUCUUCUACUGCCCGACAACUAAAUAG
Molecule: messenger RNA, 411 nt
Organism: Phytophthora megakarya
Lineage: Eukaryota; Oomycota; Peronosporomycetes; Peronosporales; Peronosporaceae
Source: the annotation of a GenBank genome assembly